Arctia plantaginis is the source of this 1791-nucleotide messenger RNA. Lineage: Eukaryota; Metazoa; Arthropoda; Insecta; Lepidoptera; Erebidae. The record is from the annotation of a GenBank genome assembly.
AUGAACCCUAACAACACAAUUUUCGAUGCCAAACGUCUAAUCGGCCGCAAAUUCGAAGAUGCCACUGUCCAGGCUGACAUGAAGCAUUGGCCCUUCGAGGUAGUCAGUGAUGGUGGUAAACCAAAGAUUAAGGUCGCUUACAAGGGAGAGGACAAAACCUUCUUCCCUGAGGAAGUCAGCUCUAUGGUGCUCACAAAGAUGAAGGAAACAGCCGAGGCCUAUCUCGGCAAAACGGUGCAGAACGCAGUAAUUACGGUUCCAGCAUACUUCAACGACUCACAAAGACAGGCCACAAAAGAUGCGGGUACCAUCUCUGGCCUGAACGUUCUCCGUAUCAUCAAUGAACCGACUGCUGCUGCGAUUGCAUACGGUCUUGACAAGAAGGGCAGUGGAGAACGUAAUGUCCUGAUUUUCGAUCUUGGCGGCGGAACCUUCGACGUGUCCAUCUUGACCAUUGAAGAUGGUAUUUUCGAAGUAAAGUCCACCGCUGGUGACACUCACUUGGGAGGAGAGGACUUCGACAACCGUAUGGUUAACCACUUCGUUCAGGAAUUCAAGAGGAAGUACAAGAAGGAUCUGGCUACCAACAAGAGGGCUCUCAGGCGACUUCGCACCGCUUGUGAGAGGGCGAAGAGAACUCUCUCUUCUUCCACCCAAGCUAGCAUUGAAAUUGACUCUCUGUUUGAGGGUAUCGAUUUCUACACAUCCAUCACCCGGGCUCGUUUUGAGGAACUCAAUGCAGAUCUGUUCAGGUCCACCAUGGAGCCAGUUGAAAAGUCCCUCCGUGAUGCGAAGAUGGACAAAUCUCAAAUUCAUGACAUCGUACUUGUGGGUGGUUCCACUCGUAUCCCCAAGGUGCAGAAGCUCCUCCAGGACUUCUUCAAUGGAAAGGAGCUUAACAAGUCCAUCAACCCCGAUGAGGCCGUAGCUUAUGGUGCUGCUGUUCAGGCUGCAAUCUUGCACGGAGACAAGUCUGAAGAAGUGCAGGACUUGUUACUACUUGACGUAACCCCACUGUCGCUCGGUAUCGAGACCGCUGGCGGUGUCAUGACCACCUUGAUCAAACGCAACACCACAAUCCCCACCAAGCAAACCCAAACCUUUACCACCUAUUCUGACAACCAACCUGGUGUACUCAUCCAAGUAUUUGAGGGUGAGCGUGCCAUGACCAAAGAUAACAAUCUCCUAGGAAAGUUUGAACUCACUGGCAUUCCACCUGCGCCCCGUGGCGUUCCCCAGAUUGAGGUAACCUUCGACAUCGACGCAAACGGUAUCUUAAACGUAUCGGCCGUUGAGAAGUCUACCAACAAGGAGAAUAAGAUCACCAUCACCAAUGACAAAGGCCGUCUCUCAAAGGAGGAGAUCGAGCGUAUGGUCAACGAGGCUGAAAAAUACAGGAAUGAGGAUGAGAAGCAGAAGGAAACCAUUCAGGCUAAGAACGCUUUGGAAUCUUACUGCUUCAACAUGAAGUCUACCAUGGAGGACGAGAAGCUCAAGGACAAGAUCUCGGACUCGGACAAACAGACCAUCCUUGACAAGUGUAACGAUACCAUCAAGUGGCUAGACUCCAACCAGCUGGCUGACAAGGAGGAAUAUGAACACAAGCAGAAAGAACUUGAGGGUAUCUGCAACCCCAUCAUCACUAAAAUGUAUCAGGGCGCUGGAGGCAUGCCGGGUGGUAUGCCUGGAGGUAUGCCCGGAGGCAUGCCUGGCUUCCCCGGCGGCGCUCCCGGAGCCGGAGGCGCGGCACCCGGUGGCGGCGCUGGACCUACCAUUGAGGAGGUCGAUUAA